This is a messenger RNA of Pelmatolapia mariae (spotted tilapia), 1623 nucleotides long. It is a transcript of the gene twist1b, whose product is annotated as twist family bHLH transcription factor 1b. Bases 131 to 637 code for a protein of 168 amino acids. Gene Ontology annotation, biological process: regulation of transcription by RNA polymerase II; developmental process. The transcript is spliced from 2 exons. Gene Ontology annotation, molecular function: DNA-binding transcription factor activity, RNA polymerase II-specific; protein dimerization activity; RNA polymerase II transcription regulatory region sequence-specific DNA binding. NCBI's taxonomy places the organism in Eukaryota, Metazoa, Chordata, Actinopteri, Cichliformes, Cichlidae. The record is from RefSeq and is a predicted model, not a curated record.
CGUAACCCAUUUAUGGAUUCGUUGGUGCCUUCAAAGCCUGGUAGAGCCACAGGUGGACUAACUCUUUGACUUCAUGAGAGGGAAAUAAUUUUGGGGGGACACUUUCUGGCCGCCAUCGACCCAGGUGGAGAUGUCUGAGGAAAAUCUGGGGGAAGAAUCGGGCAGCUCCCCAGUCUCUCCUGUGGACAGCCUGAGCAACAGCGAGGGGGAGCUGGACAGACAGCCGAAGAGAUGUGGGAGGAAGAGGAGACCGAGCAGGAAAAAUGGGGAGGACUCAGAUAGCCCGACCCCUGGGAAAAGAGGGAAGAAGUCCAGCAGCAGCAGCCCCCAGUCUUUCGAGGAGCUCCAAUCGCAGCGGGUCAUGGCCAACGUCCGGGAGCGACAGAGGACCCAGUCUCUAAACGAGGCUUUCGCGGCUCUGCGGAAAAUUAUCCCCACUUUACCCUCGGACAAACUCAGCAAAAUACAGACCCUAAAACUUGCAGCCAGAUACAUCGACUUCCUCUGCCAGGUGCUGCAGAGCGACGAGCUGGACUCCAAAAUGUCAAGCUGCAGUUAUGUGGCUCACGAGAGGCUGAGCUACGCCUUCUCUGUGUGGAGGAUGGAGGGCGCUUGGUCCAUGUCAACAUCUCACUAGCACCUGGAGAAAUCAUGCCCAAAAUGAGUUUCGUGACUUAGCGAAUGCCUUAUUUUACCUACAGGUGACUGCUGAAUCUACUACUCACAUUCUGAAAAGGGACAAUCUGGAGUCCAAUGCUGGAUACAUGGGAUCGCCUUACGGCAUCAGAAGUUUUGUGCAGAGGCCCGAAAGGGACUCACAGCCGUGUGUUUUAGCUCCAUACACCCCAAUUCUGGUGUGUUUUCGUGCUGUUGACGACGAAUGUUUAAAAUAUCGCCUUUUUUAAAUGCAUGCCUUUGGGCUUUAUUUCUGUGGAGGUCAAAGUGCAUUAUUGAAGUCUCAGUUUUUUUGUUUUUUAUUUUUCUCGUUUUUGUGUGUGUGCGAGAGAGAGGGAGACUGUCAGCUGGUGGUGUAGCUCACAUUACAGGCUGACUUUGUGGAUCUAACCUGUGCAAAAAAAAAUAUUUUUCAGAAUGCAUUUAUUUAUUUAUUGAUGAAACGUGUUACAUUGGAGAAUAGAUCCUGUGUCUGAAAUAAAUACGUUCCUAUUUUUUAUUAUCGUUUUUUCAGUUUUGUAAAUGUUUGUAUAUAACUUUUUUUGCAUUAAAAAAAGACGAUGAAAGCUGCUUGCAUUUGACUCCCUCCCCCCUCCUUCUUUUUACCCAGCGUGCUUGCCAGUGAGGAGGGCGAAACUACUGCCAAGUAAAGCACGCUUACAUUUGAUAGUCAACAUAAAUUACAUAUGAAAUAAAUUAGCUUUCAUACAUCACGUGGAGGGUGAUUGCAUUUGCAUAUCCAUCAAUUUAAUGGUAAAACCUCCCACUAUUGCCAGCUAGGAAAAACAGAUGGAGUUAUUACUGGCAUGGAUAGAAGUGUUGGAUAUAUGGGGGUUUUUUUAAUUAUUAUUAUUUGUUGCACAUCCAAAAAGAAAAUAAUAUUUUUUUUAAAUCAUGGUUUGUUACGCUUCUCACAUAUAACUAAAACUACUUAAGGAAAGGUUGAGG